This is a messenger RNA of Peronospora belbahrii, 1332 nucleotides long. NCBI's taxonomy places the organism in Eukaryota, Oomycota, Peronosporomycetes, Peronosporales, Peronosporaceae. The record is from the annotation of a GenBank genome assembly.
AUGCCAGACGUGGAGAUGACGGAAAUCGAGCAAGUGCAUCCACUACAGACACAAUUUGAGGAUGCUGAAGAUAUUUUAUCAAUGCUUUCACCCAAUGCGUCACCUGAUGUGCCUAUUCAAGCCUUUCAAACCAUUAUUUCCUAUGACGGAGAAGAUGCAGCAUUGGAACAAGUUCAACGUGUAAAAGAGUACGCAAUUUACAAAUUGGCUCAAUUGUACAUUCAAUUUGGACGUGAGAAGGAACUAGCGACGCUGUUGCAGUCCUUGCGACCCUUUUUUACGACAUUGGCUCGUGCUAAGACUGGCAAGAUCGUACGCACGGUAAUUGAUAUGGUUGCCAAGGUGAAGGUGCUGGAUGCCGAAAAAGCACUGCAGCUACAGGCAGAUCUUUGUCUUGACUCAAUUGAGUGGUGCAAGCAGGAGAAACACGCGUUUCUGCGUCAGCGUGUGGAAGCGCGUCUAGCAUCCAUUUACUUUCAACAGGAAAGGUUUCAGCCAGCACUGGAUCUUAUUACAGAGUUGUUGCGUGAGAUUAAAAAGAUGGACGACAAGCAGCUGCUGGUGGAGAUUCACCUCGUAGAAAGUAAGUUGCACCACGCUUUGCGCAAUGUACCAAAGGCCAAGGCGGCUCUCACAGCGGCACGUAGUAUCUCCAACACAAUUUACGUGGUACCGCGCACGCAGGCACAGAUCGACCAGAUGUCGGGCAUUCUUCACGCCGAGGAAGGUGAUUAUAAGACGGCAUACUCGUACUUUUUCGAGGCGUUUGAAGCCCUCGCGACGCUGGAUGAGGUGGAGGGGUUGAAAUGCCUCAAGUAUAUGCUGCUCGCGAAGAUUGCUAGCGGUGGUGCGAGUGACGUGGCUCUCAUUAUCAACAGCAAACAAGCGAUGAAGUAUAUUGGCAUUGACCUCGAGGCGAUGCAAGCAGUUGCCAAGGCGCACGAACAACGUUCUCUCGAGCAGUUUGAAGCUGCCACGACAAAAUACGCACCUCAGCUCGUGGAGGACGCGCUGAUCAAAAAGCACCUGGGUAAGCUUUACGAACAGCUUCUUGAAAGCAAUUUGAUAAAGAUUAUCCAACCGUUCUCGUGCGUUGAGAUCGCACACGUUGCCAAACUGAUUAAGCUGCCACUAGCGCAGAUUGAGCUGAAGUUGUCGCAAAUGAUCCUGGAUCACAAGUUUCACGGCAUCUUAGACCAGGGCAAAGGACAGCUGAUCGUUUAUGACAGUCCCGCUGAGGAUAAAACGUAUGCCUCUGGUCUCGGUGUCAUUGAAAAUGUCGGGAAUAUUGUAGACAGCCUGUUCCGGCGUGCUGAAAAGCUACACGCUUAA